UUUAACGCCCAUUUUCAACUUUUCAAAUAGUCUGUGAGUUACUAACAAGAUAACCAGUUUGAAACGAACGGAACGGUAGCGUCAUCUGUGAGCAUCUAUACUAUCUGAAAGUAUAAAAAGAGAAUAAUGUCCUGGGCUGAAGAUGACAAAAUGGGCCCUAGGCGUCCCUGCCUGCAGAGCCACUCCAAGCCUGUCAACAACUCAUCCUACCGCAUGUACCACGGCACCACCAAGGAGGCUGCCGAAAGCAUCAAGCGGAACGGCUUCUCUCCCUCAGAGGACGGCAUGCUGGGGCCCGGCGUGUACGUCAGCCGCGACAUCCAGAAAGCCAGCCGCUACCCCCUGGACGUGGCCGACCGUGACCGCAGGGUCCUGGAGCUCGACGUGGAUGUGGGAAGGGUGAAGAAGAUUGACCGCCAGGGGCACCCCCAGCAGAAGACCUGGCACGACACUGGCUAUGACACGGCCUGGGUGCCCCCUAAAUGUGGCAUGGUGCGCAGUGGUCUGGAGGAGGACUGUGUCCGGGACCCCAGUAGGAUCAAAGUCACCAAGGUUAUCAAACCCAAAUCCAAAUAUAAAGGGAGAAGAAUGUCUGUUUGCCUGCAGAGCCACUCCGAGCCAACCAACAACUCAUGCUACACCAUGUACCACGGCACCAGCAAGGAGGCUGCUGAAAACAUCAUGAGGAACGGCUUCACUCCCUCGAAGGACGGCAUGCUGGGGCGCGGCGUCUACCUCAGCCGUGACAUCCAGAAAGCCAGCCGCUACCCCCUGAAUGUAGCCGAAGGGGACCGCAGGGUCCUGGAGCUCAAAGUGAAUGUGGGGAGGGUGAAGAAGAUUGACUACCAGGGGCACCCCCUGCAGAAGACCUGGCACGACGCUGGCUAUAACACAGCCUGGGUGCCCCCUAAUUGUGGCAUGGUGCCCAGUGGUCUGGAGGAGGACUGUAUCUGGAAUCCCUGUAGAAUCAAGGUCAUCAGGGUUAUUGAACCAGAACCAUCCUGGGGCUACUCCAACACCGUGCGUAUGUUCUGCAGAUCUGAUUUCGUUUUUUUACAGUGUAAAGGGAGAAGAAUGUACUGGGCUGAAGAUGACAACAUGUGCCCUCGGCCUCCUUGCCUGGAGAGUUACUCUGAGCCUGCCAACAACUCAACCUACAUCAUGUACCACGGCACCAGCAAGGAGGCUGCCGAAAGCAUCAGGUGUUAUGGCUUCUCUCCCUCGAAGGAUGGCAUGCUGGGGCGUGGUGUGUACGUCAGCCGUGACCUCCAGAAAGCCAGCCGCUACCCCCUGAAUGUAGCCGAAGGGGACCGCAGGGUCCUAGUGCUCAAAGUGAAUGUGGGGAGGGUGAAGAAGAUUGACCGCAAGGGGCACCCCCUGCAGAAGACCUGGCAUGCAGCAGGCUAUGACACGGCCUGGGUGCCCCCUAACUGUGGCAUGGUGCCCAGUGGUCUGGAGGAGGACUGUGUCUGGGACCCCUGUAGGAUCAAUGUCAUCAGUAUUAUCAAACCCAUUCCACAGCCACAUAUGGGCUGUGGAUGUGGAAGUGGUUACUACCAAUAAAAGACCUGUCAAAAUAGCCAUCAAAUAAAAUGUUUGGGACAUGAGCAUAAAACUAUUCUUUCUAAGUUUGGCAGUCAGAAUCUUUUGAUAAAUCAUACAAUAAAUAUGAUUGUAUUUUCAGUUGUUGAAUAAAAAUGGUAUCGUUGUCUUGUGAGCCAUUGAUAAUCUUGGCUGGUAGUAAUCAGUGCUUGCUUAUCAUUUGUCCAGGCAAAUCUGUUCUCAGUGAAUUUGUUUCUAUUUUUGUAAAACAAGGUUGAAGUAGCUGUUGUUUUAUAUUAAAUACAUACAAAUAUUAUAAAA
Conger conger (European conger) is the source of this 1863-nucleotide messenger RNA. RefSeq lists its product as uncharacterized. The coding region runs from base 127 to 1563 and encodes 478 amino acids. NCBI's taxonomy places the organism in Eukaryota, Metazoa, Chordata, Actinopteri, Anguilliformes, Congridae. Gene Ontology annotation, molecular function: NAD+ poly-ADP-ribosyltransferase activity. The record is from RefSeq and is a predicted model, not a curated record. Gene Ontology annotation, cellular component: cytoplasm. The transcript is spliced from 4 exons.